AUGUCCGAGCUGCUGAAAGGUGUCGAACUUCUCACGCACGAUGGCAAGACGGUCAAAGCCGAAGAACAUCUAAAGGGAAAGCUAGUCGGCCUGUAUUUCUCUGCCGGAUGGUGUGGACCGUGCCGACAAUUCACGCCGAAGCUGAAGAAGUUCUACGAGCACAUCACCGGAGAGGCAAAGAAGGACUUCGAGAUCGUAUUCAUCUCGCGGGAUCGCGAAGAGGAUGAUAUGCUCGAAUACUUCAAGGAGAAGCACGGAGCCUGGACCGCGCUCGCUCUUGACGACCCACUAAGCGUCGAGCUUCAAGAGAAGUACGAAGUGAAAACGAUCCCGGCUUUCCGUGUCGUCAAAGCUGAUGGGACGGUACUGGUCAACGAUGCUCGCACAGACGUUCAGGAGAAAGGCCAAGAAGACCCCGAUGCGCUCUACGAAGAAUGGGGAGCUUUUGACAUG
Molecule: messenger RNA, 453 nt
Organism: Mesorhabditis spiculigera
Lineage: Eukaryota; Metazoa; Nematoda; Chromadorea; Rhabditida; Rhabditidae
Source: the annotation of a GenBank genome assembly